Molecule: messenger RNA, 528 nt
Organism: Rotaria sp. Silwood1
Lineage: Eukaryota; Metazoa; Rotifera; Eurotatoria; Philodinida; Philodinidae
Source: the annotation of a GenBank genome assembly
AUGUCAGCAAGUUCGGAACAUUCAGCUAAACGUCAACGGACAGUAAAAACUGGUCAUGAUUUAGACGCAGUUGAAUUUGAAACAAGUGAAGAUGUUGAAGUAUGUCCAACAUUUGAUGCGAUGAAUUUAAAUGAAAAUCUUAUUCGUGGUAUUUAUUCAUAUGGUUUUGAAAAACCAUCAGCUAUUCAACAACGUAGUAUUCGUCCAAUUGUAAAAGGACGUGAUGUUAUUGCACAAGCACAAUCUGGCACUGGUAAAACGGCUAUGUUUUCAAUUUCAAUGUUACAAAAAUUAGAUACAAAUAUACGUGAAACACAAGCAUUAGUUUUAUCACCAACAAGAGAAUUAGCACAACAAAUACAAAAAGUUGUUUUAGCUUUAGGAGAUUUUAUGAGCGUACAAUGUCAUGCUUGUAUUGGUGGAACAAAUAUAGGAGAAGAUAUGAGAAAACUUGAUUAUGGACAACAUAUUGUGAGUGGAACACCUGGAAGAGUUAUUGAUAUGAUUAAUCGAGGAUCUUUACGUUAG